AUGGAAAAUAACGAACAGAAAAGGAGUGAAAUGAGCAAUAAAGAAAAUAAGCCAAGGAAUAGCAGAGUAAAGAGAGUAAAACAAGAAAGCAUCAAAGAGAAUAAAGAAAUAACAGAAGAAAUGAAAAUACACAUAGAAGAGAAAGACAGUACUAACACAGACAGUACUAACACAGACAGUACUACAGAUAUAAAUAGACUAAAUAGUACUAAUAAUACUAAUACAGAUAUAAAUAGACUAAAUAGUACUAAUACUAAUAAUAAUAAUACAGACAGUACUACAGACAGUACUAAUACUACUACUACAGACAGUACUACUACUACUACUGCUACUACUACUACAGACAGUAGUACUACUAACACAGACAGUAGUACUACUGGUAUUAUAUGUAGUACUGAUAAUAUAUUAUAUGAUAAUACAGAUAUUUCUAUGAUUAAUAUGGAUAUAUCCUGUGUUAAAGUGUACUUAGACAGUAUAUCAGUUAUUAAUACACUAAAAGAAACAAAAGUAAUGAUAAUUACACCAUUAAAGAAGGAUGUACUUUGUAUACAGAAUAGACUAAAUGAGAGACAGGUACUUGUAAAGAGAGUUUUAGAGGGGAUAGAAGCACUUGAUGAAGUAGAUGUAAAUUGUGUUAUUAUAAACAAGUUUAGGAUAAUUAAAGAGAUGGGUCUGAUCAGUGACUUAAUCACAGCCAUAGGGAACAGAAGAAUAAUUGCAGUGUUAGAAGAAGAAGAGGAUGAUUUAGAAGAAUUGAAGGAUUAUAAAUUAUUAACUAAGAAAUUAUCACGGAGAGUGUUUUAUGUUAAGGGCAGCAGUAUAUUCGACAGAAUGGCAAUGAUAUUCGCACUAACUAAAGCCAGACCCAUAAAGAACCUUUGCAUCCUUGUGGGUACACCCAGGGAGGAACGGCGUGUAGAAGUGUUCUUGCAAUCAUUUGGCAUAGCAGUAAAAUUAUCACCAGAUGUAAAAACAGAAGGUGUUGUAGGCAUAUUCAGUACGCACAGGAGCAUAAACACAGAAAUACUCCAGAAAUAUUCAUUAGUCUUGGAUAUAUCUGGGAGUGAACAAAAAUCACUGGAAACCAUUAAAGCGAGUGUAUUAAGAAUGGUAGCACACACAGAAAAUGAAGAUGCCCGGUUUAAGAAGAUAUUAGAACAAGCCAUGACGUAUAAAUACAGGAUAGACAGUGUAAUACAGUUAAUCACACCAAAAAUACUUAAAAGAAGGGGUGAAAUUGAGGCAAGUAUAGUAAAACACUUACAGGGACCGCUUAGACUGAUUUAA
This is a messenger RNA of Nematocida parisii ERTm1, 1287 nucleotides long. RefSeq lists its product as uncharacterized. Bases 1 to 1287 code for a protein of 428 amino acids. Lineage: Eukaryota; Fungi; Microsporidia. The record is from RefSeq and is a predicted model, not a curated record. The transcript has a single exon.